CAUCGCCGCUGGAUGCCGUGGCCGCCGGCCUUCAAGUCCCGCCGUGCAGGCCAUGACUCCCAAGGCCCAAGCCCAGAAGGCAAAUGCGGCCUAAUUAUCCAUUCACCAGUCUAGCUCGUUUAUCUUCUUCCUCACCUCUCUCUCUCUCUCUCUCUCUCUCUCUCUCUCCCCCCGCAGCAAUGGCGGGCUGACCGCAGCCGCUGCCCGAGGCAUCCUAUGGGUAAGGCCUCCUCUGCAAACAAACCGGCCGUCUCGCGUUUGUUUUAGCUCCGCCCCUGCUCCCGCCGCCCGCGGUGCCGUCCCAGCCUCACGCACCACGAAUCCUACCCCAUCCCGCGGGGCCGCAUGUCUCUGCACCACCGAAUCCGCAGCUGCAGACGCGACUCGUAGGUUCUGGCGUUCCGCCACCCGUUGGCGGUGAAAGAGAUCACCCACCACGCGGUCCAAGGUUCUCGCCGCCGCCCGCCUGCCGCCUCGGCCGUGAACGUGAACCUGCGCCGACCACCGGGUGGAUAACGGCAGGGCGAGAUGCUGAUCCCGUGCGAUUGCUUCCUCCAUGUUCCUGCACCGCCACUGACUCCAAUACAGAAUUUUACAGCUUCAGCGCCCUGCAGAGAUAAAGGCCUCACUUUGCAGAUCAACUCUGUCUAUGCACCAGCUAGAACCUAUGAAAUUUGCCCGGAAUUGACAGUUCCAUGCACGGUUGCCAGACAGACUGGCAAAGGGAAGAAGAAAGGCAACUGGGCCCAUUAUGGUGGGUCGCUUCCAGCAAUGCUGGAGGCACUGGAUGAUGUCCAGGACGUUGGGGAAGCGCUUUGGCCGUGGAAGGACACGCUGAGCAACCGAGAGAGGACGAUCCUUCUCAAGGAGCAGAAAGAUUGGAGACGGGCGGUCGAGAUCUUCGACUGGUUUCGCAGGGAGAGGGGCCAUGAGCUCAAUGUGAUUCACUACAAUGUUGUGCUCUGUACAGUUGGGCGAGCCAGGAGAUGGGAUCUCAUUCUUAAUCUGUGGCAUGAGAUGCAUUCCUGUGGUGUGGCACCAGAUAACUCAACGUAUGGUACAUUGAUCGAUGUAUGUUGCAAAGGGGGAAGAGAACGGGCAACUUUGCUUUGGCUUGGGGACAUGUGCAAGCGGGGUUUGAUGCCUGAUGAGGUCACUAUGAGUAUUGUGCUGCAGGCACUUAAGAAGGCUGGAGAGUAUGAAACGGCUGAGCUUUUCUUCAGAAAGUGGUCCUCAGACUCAAGUGGAAGAAUGGAGGGACACCCUCGCUACAGCUUGUACACAUACAACACCUUGAUUGAUACUUAUGGAAAAGCUGGUCAACUUGAGAAAGUAUCAGAUACAUUCAAUCAAAUGUUGAAAGAAGGAGUUGCGCCAAGUGUUGUUACUUUCAACACAAUGAUUCAUGUUUGGGGUAAACACCAUAGAAUGGAGCGAGUUUCUUCUUUGGUGAGGAUGAUGGAGGAAUUCCAGUGCUUUCCUGACACUAGGACUUACAAUAUACUGAUCUCACUGUACAGAGAAAGCAACAAUAUUGAUGUUGCAGAGUACUACUUCUGGAAGAUGAAGGCAGAAAAUUUGGUACCAGAUGUAGUGAGCUGCCGCACACUCUUAUAUGGAUACUCUAUCAGUGGCAUGGUCACUAAAGCAGAAGCCCUUCUAAAAGAAAUGGAUGAGAGGGACUUUUUGAUAGAUGAAUACACACAAUCUUCUUUGACGAGGAUGUAUGUAAAUGCUGGGAUGCUUGAGCAAGCAUGGCAUUGGUUUGACAGAUUCCGUCACCAGAUGAAUUCUGAAUGCUUUUCUGCAAAUAUUGAUGCAUUUGUUGAGAAAGGAUACAUAGUUCUUGCAGAGAAGGCUUUUAUAUGCUGCCUAAAGAAGAAGAUGCUCAGUGUUUCUGUGUGCAAUGUGAUGAUCAAAGGAUAUGGGUUGGUAGACAAGCUAGAUGAGGCAUGUGAGGUAGCUGAUGGCAUGGAGAUGUAUGGCAUUUUACCUGAUUACGUGACAUACAGUUCUCUCAUUCAACUUCUGUCAACUGCUAAAUUGCCAAAGAAGGCUCUUCACUACUUGAAAAAAAUGCAAGCAGUAAAACUGCUGUCAGACUGUGUUCCAUACUCUGUGGUAAUUAAUAGCUUUGCUAAGAAUGGUGAUUUAGGAAUGGUUGAAUACCUAUUUAGAGAAAUGAUCACUUCAGGGAUCCGUGCUGAUGUUUUCCUCUACUCUAUUUUAAUUGAUGCUUAUGCUGAAGUUGGAAAGGUCCAACAAGCUACAGCAUAUUUUGGUUUGAUGAAAAAAGAUGGCUUAUGUGAGAAUGCUACAAUCUACAAUUCUUUGAUAAAGCUCUAUACAAAGGUAGGGUAUCUUGCAGAGGCCCGAGAAACAUACAAGCUACUCAGAUCAUUGGAUACUGAUACCAGCCUUUAUGCAUCUAAUUGCAUGAUUGAUCUCUACAGUGAUCAUUGUAUGGUGAAAGAAGCACGUGAGAUUUUUGAAAGUUUGAAGGCCAGGGGAAGCGCAAAUGAAUUCUCAUACGCAAUGAUGGUGUGUUUGUACAAGAAAAUUGGUCGCUAUGAUGUAGCUCACAGGAUUUGCCAGGAAAUGCAAGCUCUAGGACUUCUGACUCAAGCACUAAGCUAUAAUUCUGCUAUCCAAAUGUAUGUGUCUGGUGGAAGAAUGGAGGAUGCUUUUAAAAUAUUUAAGAUGAUGUUAGUAUCGAACACACCGCCAAAUGAUGCAACAUUCAAGGCACUAAAUGUUAUUCUAGUAAGAAGUGGAGUUACAAGGAACGAGAUUAGGAAGCUAGAAUUGCUAAGAAGAAAUAACACUCAUGAUUGCUUGCAUCAAUGGUACAAGGCACUAUCCCUUUCCCUUCAGCUGUAAGAUCAAGCGUGUGUUCUUUUCAACAUAGUAUUAUCGAUCAAUCUGCUACAAGGGCACACCCUUACCCUUUCGACAUUGACAAUUGUAGGAGUAGAAAAAGGAGUACAAGAAAGCAAGUAACUUCAUAACUGAUUUCAAAUGGUUGAAAUGUUAGAUGUAGAUACACAAUUGUGAUUAUCUGUCUACUGAACUCUAUACAGAGAAGGUGCAUACCAUUUUUGAGUAAAAAAUGUUGAUAGUUGAUUGGCAGCACAGAGAAUUCAUGGAAAUCAUUUUCACAUAUGUGUGGAUCCUGUUAGAUCUCUGCAGGUGAGUGUUAUUACUUAUAUGCCCCCAGUUUCUACGUAUCAGAAUUUAAGGUACAUGCUCUUGCAACAUCAUGGUUUUGCUAAAAUUUAACUGCUUCAGCUUGUAUGACUUCCACAAAAAGAUUCUGAAUUAUGAUGAUCUCCAACUUUGCGAUGUUUUUCUAAGUUCUGCUUGUGGUGAUUUUACUUAUUUUACUUAAUUACAUCACAGUUACUUGGCAACAUAAAUUUUCAACAAUGGCAUCGUACUUCUUGCAGGGAUCUACUAUGUUAUUGAUAAUUUCUCCUGAUAAAUCUGCAGUAUAUAUUUAUUUGACUUAUAUAUUCAAUAAAUUUGUGUUCCCUUCUUGGUGGCUCAUGUUGGAUUUCAGCUCUAGCCUAUCACAACUUCACUGCUGAAAGCCUCAAAAUUUAAGUGCCAAUUUUAUGGCAUGACACGUUUUUCAAUUUGUGUCACUUUGUAUUGAGGAAUGUGUAAUAUUUCACCAAAAAUAUACAAGUCAGAACUAUAAAUAUAAUAUUAAUUUUAAACUUCUCUGAUCAUCAUACUCCAGUGCCAUUAUUUUAUUAUAAUAUGCUCUUCUCUAGCUAUUUAUUUUUUCAUAUUAGCGCACACUUGAUCACUAAGGACAUCUGUUAAUAAUUUUCUGCCUCCUGUUAAGGCUGUACGGGUUGUAAGCAAGCACUGUUCCUUUGGCAUUGCGAGUGUUUUACAUUUGCAGCACAUAAGAAAUGUGCACCAUGGAGAACUGCAGUUUGCUGUAGGCACCCUUCUGAUUGGCUUCCGCAAACUGAGGUAUAUCAUUUUUUAUUUGAAAUUGGUCACUUCAUGUUGUCAUAUAUGAAAUAAAUAAUAACAGCUUAUUGAGUCUAAUUUGACAAUAGGCAAGAGGGGAACUUUCUAGUAUAAGUAUUAAAAUAGUUUAUAUGCAUAUAGUCAUUGUAUUUUCUGCAAGCUCAGUGUUGAUUCACCUGUCACAUUUAAACAAUGUUUUUUUUUCUUUUCAUCCCUAGCUCCAUGGAAGAUUAAGGCCUCGUUUGGUUUUUUUUAGUUUAAGUCAUAAGUCCCGUCACAUCGCAUGUUUACAGACCAAAUGAAGCGGGAUGGUGAUAAAAAAUAGAAGCUAGAGAAUAAUUACUUCUGAUAUUCCUUAUUUGGCUGAAAGGAUAUCUGCUUACCUUGCUCAUGUCGUGGUAUUUCUUGCCAUAAACAUUGAAGCUACGCACGGUGCUGUUAAUGCCAAAAAACGUGAGGUACAGGUGCUAGAGAAGAGGUACAGGUGCUAGAUUUUCUCGGUGGAUUUGGACGCAAAGACCUCAAAACUACUCACGAAGGGCUAAAAAAAAAAUGAAUGGCCAGACUAUAAUAUCGAUGAUUGGCCAGUUAAAGAGAUCAUCAAAACAGCCAUCCGGAAAGACGGGUAUGUAUGAAUUAUUUUAUAGUCUGGCAUUUUCCAUCAUAUUUCUAAUUUCUGUAAAUUUAUAAUUCUAAUUUCUCUAAAUCACUCUGUAUUUGAUGUUGCUCUGGUUGUGUACUGUAGUUAUUCAUGUGGUUUAUUCCUAAUAAAAUUCAUGGAAUAUUGGAACGGAUACAUCCUAUGUAAUGACGUUAAUCAGAUAUAUAAAAAUGUUUAUCACCACUGCUUCAUGUUCAUUAAUUGAGACAUUCAUUGGUAUAUGUUCAAAAUGAUGAUAUUAAUACUGUAAAAUAGGCUAUGAUGAAAUUCACGAUGAAGCUCGCUGGCAUUUUAUUAUCAAGUAAUCUUAACAUACGGAAAGGAAGUUAGCAAUCAAACUUCUGAUGAGUUUUGGGCUUUUGUUUCUUUGAUGAACAUGAAGCUUGGCAAUGAUGAGCGCUCGGAUAUAUUGUGUGACUACAUCAGUGCAAUUGAUGAUGACAACAUUUUGAGAAAACCUUGGCUGCGGAGCUUUGAACCAUACAACAUUAUCUGUAAAGGACCUCCAAAAUGUGUUAAGAGAAGAUCAAAGCAUGUCUCCGCAAUGCUUCAACAUAGCGGUUCGCUUUCCUGCAUAUCACUGAGUUCAGAAAAUUGACAUACUGCAGUAAUAAUAUUCCCAAACAUUUUAUGGAUCUAUGUUUCUGUGUAAGUUUUCUUCCAAGCUUUACGCAUCCUCAAUGUUAUUCUCAUCAUUGAAAAUCAGAAUUUUCAAGCAGCAAUUAUUUAUCUAAAUUUCCCCUUACGCAAA
Panicum virgatum (switchgrass) is the source of this 5396-nucleotide messenger RNA. Its product is annotated as pentatricopeptide repeat-containing protein At3g23020-like. NCBI's taxonomy places the organism in Eukaryota, Viridiplantae, Streptophyta, Magnoliopsida, Poales, Poaceae. The record is from RefSeq and is a predicted model, not a curated record. Gene Ontology annotation, molecular function: protein binding. Bases 529 to 2880 code for a protein of 783 amino acids. The transcript is spliced from 5 exons.